Molecule: messenger RNA, 1635 nt
Organism: Protobothrops mucrosquamatus (brown spotted pit viper)
Lineage: Eukaryota; Metazoa; Chordata; Lepidosauria; Squamata; Viperidae
Gene: RPL3L
Product: ribosomal protein L3 like
Exons: 10
Coding region: 67-1290 (407 amino acids)
Biological process (GO): ribosomal large subunit assembly; translation
Cellular component (GO): ribosome; cytosolic large ribosomal subunit
Molecular function (GO): RNA binding; structural constituent of ribosome
Source: RefSeq, a predicted model, not a curated record
AGGCAAGCCAGGCACUUGCUGGUAGCCUCUUUCUCUCUCGGCAGUCUCGGCUGAAGACGUCAGAUCAUGUCUCAUCGGAAGUUUUCAGCUCCCAGGCACGGCCACUUGGGUUUCCUUCCUCAUAAGAGGAGCCGCCGACAUCGAGGAAAAGUGAAGAGUUGGCCCAAGGAUGAUCCCAGCAAACCAGUCCACCUGACCGCCUUCCUGGGCUAUAAAGCUGGCAUGACUCACAUCCUGCGGGAACUUCAUAGAUCAGGACUAAAAAUCUCUAAGCGAGAGGAAGUGGAAGCUGUCACUGUCAUUGAAACUCCGCCAUUGGUGGUCGUUGGGCUAGUGGGCUAUAUCGAGACACCAAGGGGGCUGAGAAAUUUCAAGACCAUCUUUGCAGAACAUAUCAGUGAUGAAUGCCGAAGACGCUUCUACAGGAACUGGCACAAGAGCAAAAAGAAGGCAUUCACCAAGUACUGCAAGAAAUGGCAAGAUGAGGCUGGGAAGAAGCAGCUGGAGAAGGACUUUGUGUCCAUGAAGAAGUACUGCAAGAUCAUCCGGGUCAUUGUGCACACCCAGAUGAAGCUCCUGCCAAUGCGGCAGAAGAAAGCACAUAUUAUGGAGAUCCAGCUCAAUGGGGGCUCUGUGGCAGAGAAAGUUGACUGGGCUCGUGAGAAGCUGGAGAAGCAGGUGGCCGUGCAGAGUGUCUUCAGCCAGAAUGAGAUGAUCGAUGUCAUUGGAGUCACCAAAGGGCAUGGGAUGAAAGGGGUGACGAGUCGGUGGCAUACCAAGAAACUCCCAAGGAAGACUCACAAAGGCCUGCGGAAGGUCGCCUGCAUCGGAGCCUGGCACCCUGCCCGGGUGGGCUACUCGAUUGCCCGGGCUGGCCAGAAGGGCUACCACCACCGCACAGAACUCAACAAGAAGGUUUAUCGCAUCGGCCGUGGGAUCCAUGUAGAAGAUGGCAAAAUGAUCAGAAACAAUGCAUCCACCAAUUAUGACCCAACAGAGAAAGCCAUCACCCCACUGGGUGGAUUUCCUCAGUACGGAGAAGUCAACAAUGACUUUGUGAUGGUGAAGGGCUGUGUGUUGGGUACCAGGAAGCGGGUGCUGACCCUGAGGAAGUCCCUUCUGGUCCACACAAGCCGAAAAGCUCUGGAGGCCGUGGAGCUGAAAUUCAUCGACACCACCUCCAAGUUUGGCCACGGUCGCUUCCAGACUGCCCACGAGAAGCGGGCCUUCAUGGGCCCUCAGAAGAAACACCUGCUGAAAGGGAAGCCAGAAACUCCAGAGGAAUUAUAAAGAUGUUUCUCUGAAGGAAAUACUUCUAAAUUGUUCAUGUCUGGGGCUUUAUCAAAUAUGAGUGCAAACAUAGUCUCUGUUUUUGAAAUGGAAUAGGUUUUGUCAGUCUUAAGAAAAAUGAUCAUUGUGUUGAAAGAGAAAACCCAAUAAUAAGGAAUUACAGGGAGGAUAAAAAAAAUCAAAAUGGUACUUGAGAUGGCAUGAUUAAAGUAGUUGCCAUAUUGACUUUUUUAUCACCUCACCCAUGGACAGAGGUCUCUGGCAGGGGGGCAUUUCUGGACAACCCAGAUAUUUGCAUAUAUAUUUGUGCUUUUGGUUGGUGCUAAUAAAGGUAUUGUCAUAUUA